AUGCCAACAGUUAGUAGUAGUGGUACAGUGAAGAACUCAGUGAUGUUUGAGGAUGUGGCUGUGGAAUUUUCCCAGGAAGAGUGGGCUUUGCUGGAUUUUUCCCAGAGGCAACUCUACAGAGAUGUGAUGAUGGAAACCUUCAGGAACCUGGACUCAGAUUAUGGGAAACCUUGUACUUGUUCCUUUCCCCUCACUAAACAUACAAGAACUCACAGUGGACAGAGGCCUUAUGAAUGUAAGUGUGGGAAAGUCUUUAGUUAUCUCUCAAGCCUCACUAGACAUAUAAGAACUCACAGUGGAGAGAGGCUUUUUGAAUGUCCGAAAUGUUGGAAAGCUUUCACUCGUUCCUCAUCCCUUACUACACAUCUGAGAUCUCACAGUGGAGAAAAGCCUUAUGAGUGUAAGGAAUGUGGGAAAGCCUUUAGUUGUUCUUCUUCCCUCACUGCACAUGUGCGAACUCAUAGUGGAGAGAGGCCUUACCAGUGUAAGGAAUGUGGGAAGACCUUUGGUCGGUCCUCACACCUCACUACCCAUAUAAGAACACACAGUGAAGAGAGGCCUUAUGAAUGUAAACAAUGUGGAAAAGCCUUUAAGCAAUUUCCACAACUCACUAUCCAUAUGAAAACACACAGUGAAGAGAGACUGUAUGAAUGUAAACAAUGUGGGAAAGCCUUUAAGCAAUUUUCACAACUCACUACCCAUAUAAAAACUCACAGUGAAGAGAGGCCUUAUGAAUGUAAGGAAUGUGGAAAAUCCUUUAGUCAGUUUUCAUACCUGACUGGCCAUAUGAAAGCUCACACUGGAUACAGGCCUUACAUAUGUGAAGAAUGUGGGAAAGCCUUUACUCGAUCCUCACACCUCACUGCCCAUAGAAGAACACACACUGGAGAGAGGCCUUAUCAAUGUAUGGAAUGUGGGAAAGCUUUUUAUCAGUCCUCAAACCUAAUUCACCAUGUAAGAUCUCACAGUGGAGAGAAACCUUAUGAAUGUAAGGAAUGUGAGAAAGCCUUUAGUUGUUCAUCAUCCUUCCGUAAACAUGUUAGAACUUUCCAUGAAGAUAGGCCUCAUGAUAGAAAAAAAUGUUGA
Messenger RNA from Orycteropus afer afer, 1086 nucleotides. The record is from RefSeq and is a predicted model, not a curated record. Lineage: Eukaryota; Metazoa; Chordata; Mammalia; Tubulidentata; Orycteropodidae.